GAACACAAUGCAUCUCUUUACUCUGGUCCUUGGGAUCUGGCUUCUUCCAAAAGUCGACACCCUGACAUGUUAUGAGUGUGUACCGGGACUCUCUGGAAGUUGCACUGAGACAACCAAACAAUGUCCCACAGGAGAUUAUCAGUGUGGAGCAAUCAGAGUUUUAACAUAUGCAGGAAUUUCACAAAUUUCUGAUUAUCAAGCAAAGAAGUGUACUUUGGCUCAAGAAUGUAUUACUGGUUCAGUCAACUAUGGAGUUGUCAAAACCAUGCUGACCAGCAAGUGCUGCAACUCUGACCGUUGCAACAGCCAACCUGUUCCUGAUGCCAGCCAAUCCACUCCAAAUGGCAAAAAGUGCUUCACCUGUGAAGGAGAAACAUGCACUAAAACUGUAAACUGCGAAGGGACUGAGGAUCACUGCAUCAAAACAACAGUGGCUGUAGGAGGAAAUAAGCUGACAGUGAAGGGCUGUGUCUCCAAGACGAUUUGCACAGCUGCUUCAAAUCCGCAGCUUGCAGCAUAUGUUGGAGCAGAAGUGAGCUGCUGUCAGGGCAACUUAUGCAACAGUGCCAGCAGUGCAAGCGCCGGCCUGCUGCUGUUGGUGGGGCCACUUAUUUCUUUGGUCUUGUUCUUUUAGCUGAUGAAGACAGCAGCAUCAUUGCCCAGUUUUUCUUAUCAUAUUGGUGUAACGAAGAGUGUCUGUUGACAGAUUAAUAGAUUGCUCGUGAACUAGACGGGCGGAGCCUCACUGCACUCUCCCUCUCCAGAAAAAAAAGGAAAAGUAGAUGUACAUAGUGUAGGGGCAAAAGUUCGUUUUAAAAGAGUGACUGUUUCGGUUGGGUUUUCUUUGCUUUCAUUCGUGACCGUGUGCGUUCAUGCAACAGUGAGUAUAUUUGAUCUGCUACAGUUUAACAUUAUGUUUAUUUAAUUGGAUAAAGCUGUUACUGCAAUAUGCCAGUCUGGCUCAGCAGACUCGAACAGCGAUUUUCGUAUGUUAGCUUACAUUGUAGCUUAUUAUAUUAUUUUCUGUCAUGCUGUUCCAUAACCUCGGCUGAGUUUUCAUGUGGAAUAUGUUAUUGUAAUUAUUAUAGUGUUGGUUGUGAAUUAUACAGCAAACUAAUGGAUAUUUAUGGCUAAUUUGCUGUCAUGUUAUGUUUCUGCUUCAGAAACCACACACAUUCGAAAACCUCCACAGGCUCUACCAAUAAGCCUCCAGAUGGUCAUCUCCUUAUUUAACUUGCUCAACUACAAUAAAUAAUUCAAGUUCAAGCAAGUCUCUUAUCUUCAUGCAUUCUGACCGAUGCACCCUUGGUGGCCACAAUAAUAAACCAUAAGAAGAGUACAGUCCUAAUUCACUCAUCCAAAACAAUUGGUUUGGUUAGAGUUAACACCCCUUUUCUUCUUUCAGUACAUGCGUGUGUUUGACAAUGGUAAAAACAUUAGUAAGGUACGAUGUAAAUGAAAGGUAAAAUGUUAAUUACUUCUAACGGUUGCUUUUUUCCCUCUUUUUUUUUGAGUGUUUGUGCCUUUAGAAACCAGAUGUAGUGAAAAAUAUUUCAAUGUUAUUGAUGAAA
Molecule: messenger RNA, 1571 nt
Organism: Melanotaenia boesemani (Boeseman's rainbowfish)
Lineage: Eukaryota; Metazoa; Chordata; Actinopteri; Atheriniformes; Melanotaeniidae
Product: urokinase plasminogen activator surface receptor-like
Exons: 5
Coding region: 8-634 (208 amino acids)
Source: RefSeq, a predicted model, not a curated record